GAUACUACCGGGACUCGGGGGGAGAGUAUGUGCCCUUCUAGUGUGGAACCAAAAUUGUGGCUUUCCUUCAUCCUCCCCGUACGUACAAAGAGAGAUUUUUAUCUAUGUUUCAAAACGAACCUCUUUCAGUCGAAAAACAAAACGCAAGGAAUAAGGGGGAAAAGCACCACUCUCAAGCCACAAGAAGAAUGACGUGGUCAAACUUAGCUCCAUUGCCGAGGGCGCAGAUGCCUCGUAUUGUUUGUAAGAAGAGAGAGAAAGAAAGAGAUGAGCAUCCUUAUAAAGUCAUCGAAAUUUCCCCACCACCCAAACACCUUGGUAUCCGUUGCUUUCCUCUUAACCUUCAGUGUGGGGAGAGUGUGAUAAUUGAAGGACAAACAUACACAAUUUCAGCUGUUACCCACAAAUACCAACUCCGGAAGGGAAAGUAUGAACCCAGUGAAAAGAGGCUUGAUGUAAUGUCCACUGGAAGAUACAUUUUGAAUUUGUAUCUUGAAAAUUUGGUGCAGAAAUCUUGAUCUUUAAAAAAUAAAGUGAUGUCUAUGUAAAUAGAUUAUGAUGUGUAAUGCUGGAAGCUAUGCUAUUCAACGAUUGCGUCCUUUCCUGAAUGAUAGAUCACACGUGAUUUCGGUGGU
Beta vulgaris subsp. vulgaris (sugar beet) is the source of this 635-nucleotide messenger RNA. RefSeq lists its product as uncharacterized. The transcript is spliced from 4 exons. The record is from RefSeq and is a predicted model, not a curated record. The coding region runs from base 105 to 518 and encodes 137 amino acids. Lineage: Eukaryota; Viridiplantae; Streptophyta; Magnoliopsida; Caryophyllales; Amaranthaceae.